AUGAAUAUGCAUGAUGGACUUGACAUGGAAGAAAGCGAAAUUUGUGAACGAUUAAGCAAAUGGAGAAUUGCUCAAAAUCCAGAACUUGAGAAAUAUGAUGUGACUGAAUUCAAUCAGGAUGAUUUUAAACUUUUGGAGAAAACAUUACAAAUAUUUAUUCAAUACAUUCGAUUUCAUGAUAUUAGCAUUGACAACGGGUAUUAUCCUUAUAUUGGCAUUGCAAAUGGUUUACAAAUUGAAGAUUAUGAAGUAUUUCAACGGAAUCCAGAUCAAAAGGAACGUAUAGACAUGGCGUUACAAAGAGAAAAUAAAGAAGACAUUAAUGCUAUUAUUGAAACAUUCAAG
Messenger RNA from Racocetra fulgida, 345 nucleotides. The record is from the annotation of a GenBank genome assembly. NCBI's taxonomy places the organism in Eukaryota, Fungi, Glomeromycota, Glomeromycetes, Diversisporales, Gigasporaceae.